Messenger RNA from Indicator indicator, 5484 nucleotides. Its product is annotated as laminin subunit beta-2-like. Gene Ontology annotation, molecular function: extracellular matrix structural constituent. The record is from RefSeq and is a predicted model, not a curated record. The transcript is spliced from 34 exons. Gene Ontology annotation, cellular component: laminin trimer. Lineage: Eukaryota; Metazoa; Chordata; Aves; Piciformes; Indicatoridae. Gene Ontology annotation, biological process: cell migration; basement membrane assembly; substrate adhesion-dependent cell spreading. Bases 1 to 5484 code for a protein of 1827 amino acids.
AUGGACCUCCUGGCAUUCGCUCUCCUCCUGGCAGGGGUGCCAGUGGCGGGGAGCUGGCAGGAGCCCGACCUCAGCCAUGGCUGCUCCCGUGGCAGCUGCUACCCAGCCACUGGGAACCUGCUGGUGGGGCGUGCCUCCCGCCUGAGUGCCACCUCCACCUGUGGGAUGGAUGGGCCCCAGGAGUAUUGUAUCGUCAGCCACCUUCAGGACUCAGAGAAAUGCUUCACCUGUGAUUCGCGGGACCCAACCCUGCCUGAGAGUCACCGCAUCGAGAAUGUCAUCUACCUAAGCAGCCCCCAUGGCCAGCGGACCUGGUGGCAGUCAGAGAACGGUGUUGAGCAUGUCAGCAUCCGUCUGGACCUGGAGGGCGAGUUCCACUUCACUCACCUUAUCAUGAAGUUUAAGACCUUCCGCCCUGCGGCCAUGCUGGUGGAGCGCUCAUCUGACUUCGGGCGAAGCUGGAAGGUCUACCGCUACUUUGCCUACAACUGCUCCAAGCUCUUCCCCUACGUCCCCAUCCAGCCCUUGGGGCUGGUGGAUGAGGUGCUGUGUGACCAGCGCUACUCCGAGAUCGAGCCCUCCAGCCAUGGGGAGGUCAUCUUCAAGGUGCUGGACCCCUCCAUCCCAGUGGCAGAUCCCUACAGCCCAGAAAUCCAGGACCUGCUGCGUGUCACCAACCUACGGGUGAACCUCACCAAGCUGCACACGCUGGGGGAUAACCUGCUGGACACGCGGCAGGAGGUGCUGCACAAAUACUAUUAUGCUGUGGAUGAGCUGGUGCUACGUGGGAGCUGCUUCUGCCAUGGCCAUGCAGCCCACUGUGCCCCAGCACCUGGCGCCCCAACAUCCUCCACCCCUGGCACGAUCCACGGGCGCUGUGUCUGUGAGCAUCACACAGAGGGACUGAACUGCGAGCGCUGCCAGGACUUCUAUCACGACCUGCCCUGGCGCCCGGCUGAGGGCUCCAACGCCAAUGCCUGCCGCCGCUGUGACUGCAAUGAGCACUCUCAGCAGUGCCACUUUGACAUGGCUGUCUUCCUGGCCACGGGCAAUACCAGUGGGGCUGUAUGUGAUGGCUGCCAGCACAACACCAUGGGCCACCGCUGCCACCUCUGCAAGCCUUUCUACUACCAGCACCCCCGCUCUGACAUCCGUGCCCCAACUGCCUGCGCCCCAUGUGACUGUGAUCCAGCUGGUUCACUGGACGGAGGCGCCUGUGAUGGGCACACAGAUGUGGCACUGGGCAUGAUUGCAGGGCAGUGCCGCUGCAAGGAGAAUGUGGCCGGUCCCCGCUGUGACCGCUGCCGGCACGGUGCUUAUGGCCUCAGCCACAGCGACCCACAGGGCUGUCAGCCAUGUAGGUGUGAUCCACGGGGCACAGUGGCAGGCAGCUCCCCCUGUGACCCCAUCAGCGGGGACUGCUACUGCAAACGCUUUGUGGCCGGGCGCUCCUGCAGUCAGUGUGUGCCUGAGUUCUGGGGCCUGAGCUAUGAUAUGGGGGGCUGUCGGCCCUGUGCCUGUGACUUCGGGGGAGCCUACAACAACCGGUGUUCCAUGGAGGAUGGGGCUUGCCCCUGUCGUCCCCACUUCAUGGGGCGGCAGUGUGACCAGGUACAGCCUGGCUUCUUCUGUGCCCCCCUCGACUACUACACCUAUGAGGCUGAGCAGGCCACCGGCCACAGCCAUGGCAACCCCCAGCUCCCGGGUGCCAUACGGCCCGAGGUGCCCCAGGACUGCCUGGAGUAUGACACUGGGGAGCCAGGGGAACAGAAGGGACAACCACAUCACCAGCGCAGCCUCUUUCAUGCCUCCCAGCCCCGUGCUCCCUCACGCCACAUCCGCCAGCAGGCCCCCAAGCCGGAUGUGGAGGAGGUGUUGCGGGAUGGCACUGGGCGCAUGGUGACGUGGACGGGCUCGGGGUUUGCCCGGGUGCGGGAUGGGGCUGGCCUGACCUUCCGCGUGGACAACGUGCCCUACCCAAUGGACUACGAGCUGCUGCUGCGCUACGAGCCUGAGUCAGCUGAGGACUGGGAGGCUGUGGUCAGUCUCAGAUCCCGCGUGCUGCCUACCAGCUCUCGCUGCGGGAACCUGCUGCCCUCUGAGCAGAUGUACCGUGAGAACCUGCCCCACAGUCAGAGAUACGUGCUGCUGUCACGGCCUUUCUGCUUCGAGCCCAGCACCCCCUACGAGGUGACAGUGAGGCUUCAACGAGCUGGUGUCACCCAGCGUCACCCCAGCGCCUUCAUCCUCAUUGACUCGUUGGUGCUCCUGCCACAGGUGAUGGAGCUGCCAGGCUUCUAUGAAGCAGAGGCAGCAGCACGCCGGGAGGAGCUGGAGCGGUACCGGUGCCUGGAGGCAUUUCGCAUGGCCCCUACACACACCCUGGCCCAGGCCUGCGCACGCCUGGUCUGCAGUGUGUCAGCCAUGCUGCAUGGCAGGGCACUGCCCUGCCAGUGUGACCUGCAGGGCUCCCGCAGCAGUGAGUGCCAGGUGCAGGGAGGGCAGUGCGACUGCAAGCCCCACGUCCUCGGCCGGCGCUGCGACCACUGCGCUCCAAGCAGCUAUGGCUUUGGGCCCCUGGGCUGCAGCCCCUGUGCCUGCUCCCCGGAGGGCUCAGUGUCACAGCUGUGUGAUGCGGUGAGUGGGCAGUGCCGGUGCCAGCCUGGUGUUGUGGGCCGACAGUGUGACCAGUGCCAGCCUGGCCACUGGGGCUUCCCUACCUGUCGGCUCUGCCAGUGCAAUGGGCAUGCCGAGGAGUGCGACCCCCAGACAGGCAGCUGCCUGCACUGCCGUGACCACACCACCGGCCGGCACUGUGAGAGGUGCCAGGACGGUUACUAUGGGGACCCAGUGUUGGGCUCGGGGCAGCAGUGCCGGCCCUGCCCCUGCCCUGGCUACCCUGGCACACGGCACUACCAUGGAAGUGCCUGCCAUGCCGAUGAGGAGACCCACCACAUCAUCUGCCUCUGUGCACCUGGAUAUGCUGGACCCCGCUGUGACCGCUGCUCCCCUGGCUAUUUUGGGGCACCAGCCAUGGAGGGAGGUGUGUGCCGGCCCUGCCAGUGCAACAAUAACAUCGACACCAGCGACCCAGGGGCCUGUGACCCCCAGACAGGGCACUGCCUGCGCUGCCUGUACCGCACCAGUGGGCCCCGCUGCGCCCACUGCCAGCCUGGCUAUUACGGCAAUGCCUUGCAGCGCAGCUGCCGGCGCUGUGUCUGUGACCCGCAAGGAACCCUAGCCUCCCACUGCACUGCUGGCACCUGCACUUGUGACCGUGGCACAGGUGCCUGUGCCUGCCGGCCCAAUGUGGUGGGCAAGAGCUGCGACCGCUGCAUACCUCACUUCUGGAGACUUGGGGGAUCAAGGGGCUGUGAGCCCUGUGGCUGCCACCCCACCCAUGCCCUGAACCCUGCCUGUGAUGUGGUGUCAGGGCAGUGCCAGUGCCGGCCUGGCUUUGGGGGCCGUGUCUGCUCCCAGUGCCAGGAGCAUCACUGGGGAGACCCCGAACAGGAGUGCCGAGCCUGUGAGUGUGAGCCACUGGGUGCUGAGAGCCCACAGUGUGAUCAGGUCAGCGGCCAGUGCUGGUGCCGGCCAGGCUUUGGGGGGCUGCGCUGUGACCGCUGUCAGCGUGGCUACCAGGAGGCCUUCCCACACUGCUCGCCCUGCCACCCCUGCUUUGGGCACUGGGACCCAGCCCUGGGCAUCCUGCAGGAUGUGCUGCGGCGUCUUGGGGCUCAGGUGCGGGCACUGCGGGAGGGAGGGUCUGCACCCCAGCUCAGCCCUCGCCGCUUGCGGGCACUGGAGGAGGCCCUGGGGCAUGUGGAGCAGCUGCUGACAGAGCAGGUCAUCCCUGGAGGCCCCCUCCUCGAUGGGCUACCUGGGAGGCUGGAUGGCACCAGGAUGGAACUUGAUGACUUCUGGAAGCAGCUUCAAGAGCUGGAGCAACAUCUAGAUCAGCUGGCACAGGCAGAUGUGCGGCACUUGGAGCAGCUAGCUGGGCUGAACCGCAGGCUGGGAGAUCUCAACCAAACUGCCUCCCACCUCCAAACCCUCCUCAGCACUGUAGCAGCAGCUGGUUUUGGUGAAUCUUACCGCAGCAUCCUGGCAUCAGUGGAGGACUCGCGGCAGGCAGUGGCGGUAGCCAGUGGCACAUCCAUUGAGCUAAGCAGGUCACAGGCGACGCGGCGGACGGCUGAGUGGGUGCUGCGGCAGCAGGGCAAUGCCUUCCGGCGUGGCACAGCUGCAGAACGGAAAUCCUUGCGGGAGGUACAGAAACGAGUGAUGGGACUCAGCGUUGCCAGAAUCAAUGAGAAGAUCUGUGGGGCACCCGGAGACUGGAGCUGUGAGCAAGCACCUUGUGGAGGAGCCUUGUGCCAGAAUGAAGCAGGGGCAAGGCACUGUGGUGGCACAGGGUGCGCAGGGGCACUGCCCACCUCGGCUCGAGCCCUGGGCAACGCCCAUAAUGUCUCAGAGCAGCUGGAGGUGGCACUGGGGAAUCUGGGUGUUGUGGCACAGAAGACACAGGAGGUGCAGGAGCUGGCACGAGGGGCACGGAGCCAGGCAGAGGAAGCUCUGGGGCACUCACAGGCUGCCCGCAGCCGUGUGGAGAAGGCAACGACUCAGCUUCGGGAUUUCAUCCGCCAAAUCAAAGCCUUCCUGGCAGAGGAGGGAGCCGACCCAGGCAGCAUUGAACUGGUGGCCUGGCAAGUGCUGAACAUCUCCCUGCCCAGCAGUCCCGGCCGGAUCCAGGAGCUGCUGCAGGAGAUGCGGGACAGCAUUGGCCAACUGGAGGGGGUGGAUGCAGUGCUCAAAAGCACGGCAAAGGGGCUGGCUGCAGCCAGGGGGCUGCUGGCACAGGGGGAGGAUGCCAGGGAACGAGCAGAAGGUGUGAGGGAUGAGCUGGCCGGGACACAACAGGCACUGGAGAUGGCACAGGCACAGGCAACGGCAGCAGGGAGUGCUUUAUGGAGUGCCAGAGAUGCCAUUCGGGCAGCUGAGAACAGAGCCAAGGAGGCGGAGCGCAGGCUCAAGGCGCUGGAGGAGAAGGAGUCACGAGUGCAGCGGCGGCUGCAGGAGCUGGCACAGCGUAUCACCACCCUGGAGGGGCAGGGCCAGGCCACCCGCCGUGUGGCCCAGCAAGCCAAAGACAGGGUGCAGCAUGCCGCUGCCACCUCUGGGACACUCAGUCAGGACCUAGCAGAGGUGACGCAGCGCUAUGUGGUGCUGAAGACGCGGGUGAGCGGGCUGGCUGGGGUGUCUGGUGGGGCCCUGCAGCGUGUAACACGGCUGACAGCAGAGGCCCAGGACCUCUUGGACAAGGUCAGCAGCAGCAAGAGGAAGCUGGAAGAGCUGGAGCAGCACUUUGGGGCCAAUGAGCGAACAAUGGCGGCAAAGGCAAUGCGACUGCAGGCGCUGGAGCAGCGGGUCUGGGGGCUGCUGGAGGAGAUCCAGGAAAAGGCCAAUGCUUAUGCCACAUGCUAG